GUACUAUUGAAACUUGUUUCUUUCUUGAUCAAUGGCAGAUCCUAGUCCGGCUAGUUUCUGGACGCAGGCCAAUGCGUUACUUAGGAAGAACUUAACGUAUCAGAGGAAACACAUGUGGACGAAUGUUCGACUCAUCCUGGUUCCACUCUUCCUUUGCUUGCUUCUCCUGGCGAUUCAACAAGUCCUCGAUGCUCUGAUGAAGAGUGUCUCUGAAUUGGCUAACGAUUGUAAAAGCAACCCUAAUCUGCCUGGUGGUAUAUGUCCCAUCCAAAACCCUCCAUUGUUGCCUCCGAUGCUACAGGUUCCACAACAAGAACUCCGUUCUGUUAAGGCCGAUAUCUUUUCUUACAGAGACCUCCCUGACAAGUCUUGCAGAGGAACAGGAGGAUCUUGUCCUGUAACUAUACUUAUCACUGGGGAUAAACAGCCCCUUGGUAAAAGUAUAUCCGCGAGUAUCUUUGCUACUUCUUUUGCGGUCAAUUCCUCUGACCUCUUGCCUACUUUAGCCAAUAAUGUCUUGGGUUCAACAGAAGCAGCAGGCGAAAACAAUUAUGCAGAUCCAGGGAUUGCCUCAGAUCUCCCCAUCUACAGUAUCCAACAUCUUUGCGGUGAAAACUCUACGUGGCCACUUUCUCUCGGAAAUAUUCAGACCGAGGUAAAGUGUGUUCAAGGGUUGUGUCUCUGGAGAAAUAACUCUGCAGAGGUCAACAAUGAGCUCUUCAAGGGUAGUUGGAGAGGAAAUCCUGCGGGGAUCACAAACGAGAUCGCUGCAGCAUAUGAUCUCAUGAGUACGGAUAAGAAAAACUUCAAUGUCACCAUAUGGUAUAACUCAACCUACAAGGACGAGUUUUCAAUUAGGCCUGUAAAGCUGCUUCGAGUUCCUCGCUCUAUCAAUCUGAUAUCAAAUGCUUAUCUAAACUUUCUAAAAGGCCCCACGACGAAGAUACUAUUCGAGUUUGUCAAAGAAGUUCCUAAACAAGCAACUCAAUACAAUCAAGAUAUUGCGUCUUUGCUUGGCCCACUUUUCUUCACUUGGGUUGUUCUUCUUUUGUUCCCCGUGAUCUUGACAUCGUUGGUGUAUGAGAAACAAGAGCGUCUAAGAAUCAUAAUGAAAAUGCACGGCCUAGGCGAUGGUCCUUAUUGGAUGAUCUCAUAUGCCUAUUUUCUUACACUAUCUUUGUUGUACGUUGUUUCAUUGGUCAUCUUCGGGUCAGCCAUUGGACUCAAGUACUUCCGGCUCAACUCCUAUAGCAUCCAGUUCGUUUUCUAUUUUAUCUACUCGAACCUUCAAAUCGCCCUUGCCUUUCUAGUUUCUUCAGUAUUCUCAAAGGUUAAGACUGUUACAGUCGUAGCUUACAUACUGGUGUACGGAACUGGGCUCUUGGGCAGUUUUCUCUUCCAAAAGAUGCUUGAAACUCAGUCAUUCCCUGAAGAAUGGAUUGUUGCCUUGGAGUUGUAUCCUGGGUUUUCUUUAUACCGAGGGUUGUAUGAGUUCUCUCAAUAUGCCUCACGAGGAAACGGGAUGAAGUGGGAAGAUCUCAGCGAUAGUGGAAUGGGUGAAGUUCUAUGCAUCAUGUCAAUAGAGUGGUUUCUUGCUCUUAUCGUAGCCUUAUACGUCGAUCAGGUUGUCUCAUCCGGGAAGCAUCCUUUCUUUUUCUUGGAGAAACUUUCCAAGAAACCAUCUUCUUCCCUACCAAGAAAGCCAACUAUACAGAGGCUGCACUCUAGAAAAGUCUCCAUAGAUAUGGAUAUGGAAAAACUAGAUGUCACUCAAGAAAAGGAAAAGGUUCAACAAUUGAGGAAUGAAGGCAGCAAAGGACACGCCAUAGUGUGUGACAACCUAAAGAAGGUGUAUCCAGGUAGAGAUGGUAACCCACCAAAAAUGGCAGUAAGAGGAUUAUAUCUCAGUGUACCUCCCGGAGAAUGUUUCGGCAUGCUUGGACCUAAUGGUGCAGGCAAAACCUCCUUCAUCAGUAUGAUGACCGGGCUCCUCAAACCUUCUUCUGGAACAGCCUUGGUUCAGGGUUUGGACAUAUGCAAGGAUAUGAACAAAGUAUACACGAGCAUGGGCGUAUGUCCGCAGCACGAUUUACUUUGGGAGACGCUAACAGGAAGAGAACAUCUUCUCUUUUACGGGCGACUCAAGAAUGUCAAAGGCUCUGCUCUAACGCAAGCUGUGGAAGGAUCUUUAAAAAGCGUUAGCCUUUUCGAUGGAGGAGUCGGCGACAAACCUGCUGGGAAUUACAGCGGAGGUAUGAAAAGGCGACUUAGCGUGGCCAUUUCGCUUAUCGGGAACCCUAAGGUGGCUUAUUUGGAUGAGCCAAGCACAGGACUUGAUCCAGCCUCGAGGAAGAGCUUAUGGGAUGUGAUUAAACGUGCAAAACAAAACACAGCAAUAAUCCUCACAACUCACUCGAUGGAAGAAGCAGAGUUUCUGUGCGAUAGGUUGGGGAUAUUUGUAGACGGAGGCUUGCAAUGCAUAGGAAACUCCAAGGAGCUGAAGAGCAGGUACGGUGGAUCAUAUGUGUUCACGAUGACAACAUCUUCAAAACAUGAGCAAGAGGUUGAGAGAUUGGUUUCAGCUGUCUCUCCCAACGCCAAGAAGAUAUAUCAUCUCGCUGGUACACAGAAAUUCGAGCUUCCAAAGCAAGAGGUUAGUAUUGCUGAGGUGUUUAGGGCUGUAGAAAAGGCCAAAUCAAACUUCACAGUCUUUGCUUGGGGACUCGCCGACACAACUCUCGAAGAUGUCUUUAUCAAGGUCGCUAGAAAUGCUCAAGCCUUUAUUUCCUUGUCUUAAAACCAAUUUUAGUUUGCUCCAGUUAGGUUUUGUCUUUUUUUUUUCUUUCUUUUUGGUCAAAAUUAUCUGUCAUGAGACACACGCGACCAACCUCAACCUGUAUAUAUAACUUUUUUGCAUA
This is a messenger RNA of Thlaspi arvense, 2918 nucleotides long. The record is from the annotation of a GenBank genome assembly. Lineage: Eukaryota; Viridiplantae; Streptophyta; Magnoliopsida; Brassicales; Brassicaceae.